AUGACCGUAUCUGAUUUUCUUUCCAAAGAUGAUGCCAAGGAUGGCGGGUUUGCAGAUGUGCCCGAGAGGAUUCCGCUCGGAGAGUACCUCUUGAAAAGACUGAUCUCGAUCGGCACCAAGUCUGUAUUUGGAGUUCCUGGAGACUACAAUUUGAGUCUACUGGAGUAUUUUUAUGACGAUAAUUUGAAAACUGACAUCAAAUGGAUUGGGUGUUGCAACGAACUGAACGCCUCGUAUGCAGCCGACGGGUAUAGUCGGUACACGGGCAGGAUUUCUUGUCUGUUAACUACGCUGGGAGUUGGGGAGUUGGGAGCGCUGAGUGGGGUGGCGGGCGCUUGCUGUGAGGACGUCAGGGUGUUGCAUGUCGUUGGCAUUGGCAAAAAUGAGCUCUCCGACGAGGCACAGAUAAGAGACCGGAACAUGCACCACAUGUUGCCGGAUAUGUACGAGGGGAACAUGAAGGGACCGAACCACCGGAUAUAUUACGAAAUGAUAAAAGGCAGAAUCUCCUGUUCCUCCGAGUACCUGGACGACAUCACUGUUGCGUGUGAUAGAAUCGAUAAGGUUAUCAGGGAUAUCUUGAGGCACUCUAAACCGGGAUAUCUGUUUAUACCUUCAUCUUUUUUUGACCAAAUGGUAGAAUCUCGUAAUUUAGUGACAUCGCCUACGCUUUGUUUGAAAAACGAAAGGUUCAUGACGUCUGAAAAUGACAUUGAACGGAUAACUGAUUUAGUUUUGAGCUCCCUUUACGGCAGCAGCACGCCUGCCUUGUUGGGUGAUGUUAAAACUGAUAGAUUUGGUAUCAAUAAACAAUUGAAUGAAUUUGCUGAGAUGACUGGCAUUUGGUGCUUUUCCACCGUUUCAGGCAAAUCAAUUCUUGAUGAGAGUUCAAAAUAUUAUAUGGGGGUUUACAACGGUAAUUGCAGUUUACAGUCGGUAAAGGAAAAAUUUCUAUCAUGUGAUUUGAUUAUAAAUUUUGGUAUUGAUAUCAAUGAAGCUAAUUAUGGGUUUUUUUCCUAUGAUUAUAAAAAUGAUGCAAAGGUCAUUCAAUUACAUCCGAGGUAUGUUAGAUUCUUUGAUAAUAAGACAAAACAGGAAGAAAUUUUCCAAAAUGUGAAUUUCAUUGAUAUUUUAGAUCGUUUGAUUCACACGAUUGAUUUGAAGCAACUUGGUUUAAGUUAUGAUCCAAGUUUCAAAUCUUUCAGUAAUGAUGAUUUGGUAAUUCCGGAACAUGAAUAUACUUUAAGUCAUAUCACACAACCUUAUCUACAGAAAUAUUUGCCAAAUUACUUCAAUCCAGGUGAUAUCAUAAUCUCAGAUACGGGAUCAUUUCAAUUCGCCCUACGCGACUUCAAGCUACCAUCUCAAUCAAAGCUCAUAACACAAAACUUGUAUCUAGCUAUCGGCACAGCUUUACCAAUGGCUCUGGGCGUAGGUAUCGGUAUGCAAGACUAUCCAAGAAAUCAUAUAUUUGAUGACAGCAAGGUGGAUAAGGACUAUAAACCUAAAUUAAUCCUAUUCGAGGGAGAUGGCUCAGCUAUAAUGACAGUACAAGAAUUAUCAACAAUGAUUCGUUAUAAAGUUCCAAUGGAGAUUUUCCUACUAAAUAACAAUGGCUAUACAAUUGAGAGAGCCAUCAAAGGUCCAACAAGAUCCUAUAAUGACAUCAUGCCAUGGAAGUGGACACUUUUAUUGGAAGCAUUUGGAGAUUUUGAUGGUGGGUUUACUAAGAGUGAGGUUUUGAAAACUCGGAAACAAAUGGAGGCAAAAUUGGAAAAAUUGAAAUUGAAAUCUCAAACAGGUAUCGAAUUCCACGAAGUUAUAUUAGGAACUUUUGAUAUCUCAACACAGUUAUCACAAAUGAUAGCCUCCACAUCACAGUGA
Zygotorulaspora mrakii is the source of this 1884-nucleotide messenger RNA. RefSeq names its product phenylpyruvate decarboxylase ARO10 (gene ARO10). Gene Ontology annotation, molecular function: carboxy-lyase activity; magnesium ion binding; thiamine pyrophosphate binding. The coding region runs from base 1 to 1884 and encodes 627 amino acids. The record is from RefSeq and is a predicted model, not a curated record. The transcript has a single exon. Lineage: Eukaryota; Fungi; Ascomycota; Saccharomycetes; Saccharomycetales; Saccharomycetaceae.